Contarinia nasturtii (swede midge) is the source of this 945-nucleotide messenger RNA. Its product is annotated as protein THEM6-like. Bases 203 to 793 code for a protein of 196 amino acids. NCBI's taxonomy places the organism in Eukaryota, Metazoa, Arthropoda, Insecta, Diptera, Cecidomyiidae. The transcript is spliced from 4 exons. The record is from RefSeq and is a predicted model, not a curated record.
GACUGGCUCCAGCCAAUUCUUUUAUAUAGUUAAUAACUCGCAAUUUAUUGUUCUGUUGUAAAAAAAAAACAAAUUCAAAAAAAGUCUAUAAACUUGCGCGCGAGAAUAAACAACAAUCUCCAAUACAUCACACUUCUCGCCUCCUUCUCGCCUCUUUGUCAUAAAUUCGAUCGGAAUAAUUUUUUUUUUUUGGAAAACAAAAAUGGGAUUUGGACUGAUUUUAUUGUUGAUUUUAUACAUUAUUUGGGAUGUAAACUAUUUUAUACGAUGCGUGUUCACCGUGGCCAUGGGACGUUUGUUUCAAAGCAAACGAAAGAUUACUGAAACAACCACUAUUUAUGGCUUGUGCACAACGCAAGAUGUGGAUAUUUUCAUUCGUCAUAUGAACAAUGCUCGGUAUGUAAGAGAGCUCGAUUUUGCUCGGUUCCAUUUCUAUGGACUGACAGGAUUGUAUGAAGGUGUACGCAAAAACAAAGGUGGUGCCGUACAAGGUGCUUCAUCUGUUCGGUAUCGCAAAACGAUCCCAAUUUUCAGCCCAUACAAAGUUGAAACCAAAUUGAUUUGGUGGGACGAAAAGGCCAUUUAUCUCGAACAGAAAUUCAUUACAUUUGAUGGAUUUGUACGAGCUAUUGCGAUGUCAAAACAAUGCAUCACCAACUGUAAUGUGGUCGAAUUGUUGAAAGGAUUCCAAGGUGGCGAGAAAAUUCCAGAUCCACCACAAGAACUUCAAUUAUGGUUGAAUGCCAUCGAAGUAUCCAGCGAAAAGUUACGCAAAGAUAAAAAAAGCUCUUAAAGAUGGUUCACAAGUUUGAACUUUAAAUAAGUCUUUAGAUUUACAAUUCUUUUGUUAUUGAAACAUUUUUAUUUUUUAUUUUUGGUGUAUUCGUAUGAUAUGAACGUAGCAAGGUCAUCAAAUUAAAAAAAACUUUUUUAUCUGUAUUGAAA